Paraglomus occultum is the source of this 960-nucleotide messenger RNA. The record is from the annotation of a GenBank genome assembly. Lineage: Eukaryota; Fungi; Glomeromycota; Glomeromycetes; Paraglomerales; Paraglomeraceae.
AUGUCUACAUGGUUCUCUCCAAGUCGUCCUUCGACCACCCACAAUGCCACGGCCACGAAUAAUGUAUCAUCAUAUGGACUGAAUUACAAUUCACAACCAAGUCAAAUGUCUUCUCUAUCGGCACAAGUAAACAAACAACAAACCAGUCACGCUGAACUAAACAACAAAAAGCAUAAUAGCAGUGUGUACAGUCUUACGGAUAAUCUCAAUCGCACGCCCUCAACUUAUUCCAAAGUACUCAAAUCUACCAACGCAACAGAAUCCAUGUUUCCGAAUUUCUUAACUGCUUACAUGGCGCGGCCUCGAUUUGUGGAUAUGCUUAACAAAAACAAGAACGCGAGCAUAUUUUCUGAUAAUACCCGCACCGCGUGUGACCAAGAGGAACAUAAUUUUAAGCGCGAAUUAGUAACCUCUGUUGAAAAGCCCUUCACAACACUCUCGAAGAAACUAGACCGCAUUGAGAGCUUAUUGGAGCAGAUAAACGUGAAGGCUAACGAAUGUCAAAACUACAAAAGUAGUAGUAAUGCCGAUAUAGAUGCUAAAGGACAGCUCUGUAAAGUAGCAUCUAAACCCAACGUUACGCCUCAUUCAACCAUAGAAAAUUAUUCAUACGAAGAAGCUUUCAGUCGCGCAACUGAUAUAGCAAAGGAGCAACUGAAAGACAUUCUGCAGGAUAGUAUUAUGGCUGACAUGGUUGUGAAAUUGCAAGAGUGCUUUGAAAAAAUAGUAAAUGAACAGUACCAAAAGCUGUAUAGAGAAAUCGUAUCCACAAAAAACGUGUCUUUACAAGAAAUUAUUACAGAAUUGACGAAGAACCGUCACCUGUUGAUAACGUCUGCUAAACAGCUGUUGGAAAAGUUACAAUCAACGAAUUUUCAGGCUGCUAGCAAUGUCACUGCGACAGACCUAUACUCGAAUAACAUGGAAGUUACUGAAACCAAUACUAAUAUUACGAGGUAA